AUGUUUGUGGAAGUCCUGCCCGAUCCCCUUGAGCUAAAUAAGUAUGUAGGCUUUGUGGAGGACAAUGGAUCUGGCGCGAUCGCCACUUUCAUGGGGGUGACACGUGACAACUUUGAUGGGAAGAAAGUCUUGAGCCUGUCAUAUGAAGCUUACGUUCCGAUGGCUGAAAAGGAGAUGCAGGUAAUUUGCAGAAAAGCGCACGAUAAGUGGGACUUGAAGAAGAUGGCUGUGGCACAUCGGAUUGGACAUGUCGGUGUUGGGGAGCCGAGUGUUAUCAUUGCAGUCUCAUCAGCACACAGGAGGGAAGCUCUGGAGGCGUGCCACUGGGCCAUCGAUGAGCUGAAAGCCACUGUUCCCAUAUGGAAGAAGGAGCUCUAUGAGGGCGGUGAAGUCUGGAAAGAGAACAGUGAAUCCCGCAAUGCACAGCGGAGUGAUCAAGUAUAG
Molecule: messenger RNA, 444 nt
Organism: Coccomyxa subellipsoidea C-169
Lineage: Eukaryota; Viridiplantae; Chlorophyta; Trebouxiophyceae; Coccomyxaceae
Product: Molybdopterin biosynthesis MoaE
Exons: 3
Coding region: 1-444 (147 amino acids)
Biological process (GO): Mo-molybdopterin cofactor biosynthetic process
Cellular component (GO): cytosol
Molecular function (GO): molybdopterin synthase activity
Source: RefSeq, a predicted model, not a curated record